Puntigrus tetrazona (Sumatra barb) is the source of this 1244-nucleotide messenger RNA. It is a transcript of the gene nitr12, whose product is annotated as novel immune-type receptor 12. The record is from RefSeq and is a predicted model, not a curated record. Gene Ontology annotation, biological process: response to bacterium. Lineage: Eukaryota; Metazoa; Chordata; Actinopteri; Cypriniformes; Cyprinidae. The coding region runs from base 68 to 1144 and encodes 358 amino acids. The transcript has 6 exons.
UUAACCUAGACGGUUCACACCCACAUGCCUUAGAAAGACUCCAUAUGAUGCACAGAGGACCUCAACUAUGUUUAAAGUACUUCUGAUAUUUUUUCUACCCUUGAGGACAGGCAUCAUCGCAUCUGCCGUUGUAUUUCAAAAGAAAGUCCUGGAGACCUUCACUGCGGGCACAAAUGUGGUUUUAGAGUGUUUGAUAUCUGAAGACCAUGAAAACUACUUCUCUUGGUUCAAGCAAUCCCCGGGAGAAGCUCCAACAUGCAUCCUCACUCUCUAUGGUGAUGCUUUAACAGCAACAUUUUACGGAGACUUCAAAAAUGAAAUGAGAUUUAUAGCUCUAAAGCGAGGAAAUCUUUUCACUCUAACAAUAAACGAUGCUAAGCCAUCAGAUACUGGAAUCUAUUACUGCGGUGCCCGUGAUUAUGAUCUUAUAACUUUUAGUAGCGGGCUGUUUUUAAACUACAAAGGGGUAAAUACAAGAAAACAUCAUAUUAAGCAGUUUUUGUCCGCAAUGGACUCGAGUGCUCAGGUAAAUGAACGGGAGUUUAACCAGGGAGACUCUGGGGAUCUUCACUGUUCAGUUAUCACUGAGAAAUCUGCAGGAAAUUACAGCAUCUACUGGUUUAGACAUGAAUCGGGAGACACGCAUCCAGGACUCAUUUACAAGCAUGAAAAUAUGAAUGAUCAAUGUGAGAAGAGCUCUGAGAAAGAUUCACAAAAGUCCUGUAUCUACAAUCUCCCCAAGAAGCACCUCAGUUUAACCGAUGCUGGGACGUACUACUGCGCUGUGGCCACGUGCGGAGAGAUACUGUUUGGAGAUGGAAGUAAGCUUGAAACCGGAGACCCGAUUUCUGAGUUCACCUGGACUGACUUAAAAGUCCCAGUUUUGGUAGCAGCAAAUAUCUUGUGGUUGGUGAUCAUCGCUGUCCUUCUAUAUAAGAGAGUACAAAAACGGCAAAAAACAUUUUCUGACACACAGCCAUUGCAAACAGCACGAUCUUCGUCUCCUGCUGAUGAGGGUGCAGCGGGGGAGUUGAGCUACGCAGCAGUACAUUUCUCUGGAAGAAACUCAAACAUACAUGAGACUGAAAAAAGCUCAUACUCACAUGUUGUAUAUUCCACUGCUAGAUGCUCUAGUAUUAAAUAACAUAACUGUGAUAUAACAUGAUAAAAUAAUACUGUCCUUUAUGUGUGUACUAGUUAUAUUUGAUGUGUCUGAGUGUUGUUAUGAGCGCUAAUAAAAAAUU